AUUAUCAUUGAUAUCAAUAUAUAUUAACGAUAUUGACGUAGACUGUUACUGACUGUUACUGACGAUUCACAAUUGGACUUCGAGGAGAAAGUUGGAGGCUGGACUGGCUGGAGCUAGUUGGAGGUGUUUCCCUCGGCUAAGAAAAAAUUGUACAUUCCACUGAUUUCACAGUUUCUCUCGGACGAGAAUCGUACGUUUACGCUGUGCAAUGGAUGCAUUUGGCGACAAUUUUGUCAACGAGCCCGACGUAGACCCAGCUGCAGAGUUCCUGGCGAGGGAACAGGAUCAGCUAGCCGGUUUAGAAGAUGACAUUACCCCAAUGGCUGUAACUCUGGCUGCGGCGGCGGCAGGUCAGGCUGAAGAUGAGCUGUCUGGAAAAUUUGGAAAUCUAAAAGUUGGCCCAGGAGGUGACGCUGAAGGCAGUUUUGAAAUUGUAGAUACCAUCGGGCAGUCUGUAGAAGGACAAGCACCGAUAACAUCAGAACCAGCGCCUCCUCCACCAGUCAAGGAAGAGCCUGAAAAGAUUAAAAAGUGGAGGGAAGAACAAAAAGCUCGUCUUGAAGAAAAAGAUGCAGAAGAGGAGAAGAAGAGAGAGGAAUGGAAAGAAGCCGCGAAAAAAGAAUUAGAAGAAUGGUACAAGCAUCACGCAGAAGCCAUUAAUAAAACGAAGACUACUAACAGGGAAUCAGCCAAGAAUGCGGAGAAGCAAUUUGUCGCAGAGGCAGAUGAGGUUGAACCAGGCACCGAGUGGGAACGCAUCGCCAAGCUUUGCGAAUUCAAUCCGAAAUCGUCUCGCACUUCUAAGGACGUUUCCCGGAUGCGUUCGAUUAUUUUGCAAUUAAAACAGACGCCGCCCACUCCCAUUAACGCUUAAUUAAAUUGAACAAAUUAUCUUCGCAAUUAGACUUCUAGAAUAUGAAUUAUGGUAAAUAAACAAGAAAAAAUACGAUAAAAAGAAUAUAAUUAGCACGUCGUGAUUGCACGUCGUGCGAUAUAUUAACAAAAA
This is a messenger RNA of Wasmannia auropunctata (little fire ant), 1006 nucleotides long. It is a transcript of the gene Clc, whose product is annotated as clathrin light chain. The record is from RefSeq and is a predicted model, not a curated record. Gene Ontology annotation, biological process: intracellular protein transport; clathrin coat assembly; clathrin-dependent endocytosis. Bases 209 to 874 code for a protein of 221 amino acids. Gene Ontology annotation, cellular component: postsynaptic endocytic zone cytoplasmic component; clathrin coat of coated pit; clathrin coat of trans-Golgi network vesicle. Gene Ontology annotation, molecular function: structural molecule activity; clathrin heavy chain binding. NCBI's taxonomy places the organism in Eukaryota, Metazoa, Arthropoda, Insecta, Hymenoptera, Formicidae. The transcript is spliced from 7 exons.